AUGCCCACGGCGCGGUGCUGGCAGAUAUGGGCCUCGGGCCUUCACUGCUGCCCACGUUGCGCAUGGCAUGAUGACGUGAUGACGUCGUUGAAGCUUGUCAUCUGCAGUAUCGAAGCACUCAUCAACUCCACGCAGCAGAAUCAUGCUCAUCAAGGAGUACCGUAUACUCCUACCGAUGACCGUGGAGGAAUACCGCAUUGCACAGUUAUACAUGAUUCAGGCAAGUGGAGCUUUCGUCGUUUAUAUCGAGAUUGGAUUGGCAUUAGCCAAUUAGGCACGCAUCUGCGCACGAUAUAG
Molecule: messenger RNA, 297 nt
Organism: Haemonchus placei
Lineage: Eukaryota; Metazoa; Nematoda; Chromadorea; Rhabditida; Trichostrongylidae
Source: the annotation of a GenBank genome assembly